CGUCACGAUCAUUUACUGUUAUGAAUGGGAAUAGUAAUGAUAGCGACCCCUUUGUCAACUAUUUUAUGAUUAAUAUGGACUAUGAAAGAAUGCGAAAUCCGAAAAUACAAGACCUCUUAACCGCUGCUGGACACUCUGAAAAUGAAGUAAUGACCACCGAUGGCAGAACCAUAUUGGAUCUAUCCAACAAGAUAUGGGAUGAGGCCAAGAAGGAAGACAGGGAAGGAUGGGAAAAUCUUUCGGAUAGAUUCACAUCCGAAGCUGCCGACAAUGAUAAUUCAGGCAGUGAAAAUUCGACGUAG
This is a messenger RNA of Acaulospora colombiana, 302 nucleotides long. Lineage: Eukaryota; Fungi; Glomeromycota; Glomeromycetes; Diversisporales; Acaulosporaceae. The record is from the annotation of a GenBank genome assembly.